UCCCCACACUGCCCUACCUCCACCUUUCUUUCGUCUCUCUCACUGUCUCUCUCUUUGUAACAAUGGCGACAACAGUAGCGGCGGGAGUUCAUGGAAAUGGCGCAAUAGCCUCAUCAAAAUCUGUAAAUUCAUUAAGAAAGCUUUCUCACUUGUCAUCUCUUCAAUUUCCUACUCAACUUCGGAGUUUUACGAUUCGAAACCAAACCUUCAAAUCCAAGCCAACGCUUCAUCUGGUUGAAGCGAAACAACAAACUUUAUCAUCUUUUGUUGAUGUGUUAGAGAAUUCAGAUAGACCAGUAUUGGUUGACUUCUUUGCUACUUGGUGUGGUCCUUGCCAAUUCAUGGUUCCUAUUCUGGAACAAGUCAGUGCUUUGAUGAAGGAUAAGAUCCAAAUAUUGAAAAUUGAUACGGAGGAGAAUCACAGCAUUGCAGACAAGUAUAGAAUAGAGGCUUUGCCAACUUUCAUUUUGUUCAAGGACGGGAAACCAUGCGACCGCUUUGAAGGUGCAAUGGCUGCGGAGAAGCUCAUCCAACGUAUUGAGACAUCACUGAAAGUUGAGCAAUAGUUGCAGUGUGCCUCCCAAUUUGAUGUGAUUUAACAAUUCAAAAGAUCAUAUAGGAUGAUAAUCACCAUCUCAAUAAGUUGAUGCUGUUGUGUCUCAAAAUGCGGCAAGUAUAGUUGUUUCAUUUCACUAAUGUACAAAUCAGAUGGAAGUAUUGGGUUUAAAAUGAUCUUAUCUGCUACAGAUCAUUAUAUUGUUUGAAUUUGUAAUGCAAGUAUGAUGAAAAACAAUUUCAAGUCAAAAUUAUUUUAGACAUGCACAAUACAUUACUCUUAGUGUUGUUUCAUUAACUCCCUUGAACCGGUCUGAAUUUAGUACUCUCUGUUGAAAACACUGUUAGCCACUUGAAUUAUGAUGUUUUACUUUGUAGCCAA
Olea europaea var. sylvestris is the source of this 937-nucleotide messenger RNA. Its product is annotated as thioredoxin Y1, chloroplastic-like. The transcript is spliced from 4 exons. Gene Ontology annotation, molecular function: protein-disulfide reductase activity; oxidoreductase activity, acting on a sulfur group of donors, disulfide as acceptor. Gene Ontology annotation, cellular component: cytoplasm. The coding region runs from base 63 to 566 and encodes 167 amino acids. The record is from RefSeq and is a predicted model, not a curated record. NCBI's taxonomy places the organism in Eukaryota, Viridiplantae, Streptophyta, Magnoliopsida, Lamiales, Oleaceae.